AUGCUGCUGGGCCCCUGGCUGCUGGCGGCGGCGGCGGCGGUGGCGGCGGCGGGCGCGGGCUGCCCGGUGCUGUGCAGCUGCCGCGGGCAGGCGGUGGACUGCAGCGGGCAGCGGCUCUUCUCCGUGCCCCCCGAGCUGCCGCUGGACACCGGCAACCUGAGCCUGGCCCACAACCGCAUCGCCAGCAUCCCGCCGGGCUACCUGGGCUGCUACGGGCAGCUGCGCGCCCUCGACCUGCGCAACAACUCGCUGGCGGCGCUGCCGGCCGGGCUGUUCCGCGGCGCCCGGCGCCUGGCGCACCUGGACCUGAGCUACAACAACUUCAGCCUGGUGCCCGCAGACAUGUUCCGCGAGGCCAGCGCGCUGCUGCGCCUCGACCUCAGCCACAACCCGGGGCUGCGCCGCGUCCACCCGCAGGCCUUCCGCGGCCUGGCCCAGCUGCGCGAGCUGGACCUCAGCUACGGCGGCCUGGCCGCCCUCAGCCUCGACGCCCUGGAGGGGCUGCCCGGCCUCGUGGGGCUGCGCCUGGGGGGCAACCCCUGGCUCUGCGGCUGCGCCAUGGAGCCGCUCCUCAAGUGGCUGCGGGGGCGCAUCCAACGCUGCUCCUCGGAUUCGCAGCAGGCGGAGUGCUGGGCUCCCCCCGAGGUGGCGGGGGCCCCGCUGCUGUCGCUGACGGAAGAGAGCUUCCAGGCCUGCCACCUGACGCUGACCCUCGACGACUAUCUCUUCAUCGCCUUCGUCGGCUUCGUCGUCUCCAUCGCCUCGGUGGCCACCAACUUCCUGCUGGGCAUCACGGCCAACUGCUGCCACCGCUGGAGCAAGGCCAGCGAGGACGAGGACGUUUAGGGACCGCCGCUGCCACCACCGCCGAUAGACCCCCGCCCCGGCCGCCCCCGCGGGGACACCAGACUGUGCCUUGUCCGCGUCCCCUCUUGCCGCUCCCUGUGCCGGGGUGGCCCUCGAGACGCUGGGGACACCAGGGGACAGCCCUGCUUCCUUUUGCCCCAAAGUGGGGAGUUUUUGCACCCCCCAUCACCGUGAGCUUGGACCCCCUCCUGUGCUGUUCCCACUGCCCAGGACUGGUUGAGGCAGCAAUUUGGGAAUCCCCUGGGAACCCCCCCACCUCUGCCUGGGAGAGACAGAGGAGAAAGUGUGUGUGUCUUGGGAACCACAGCCACUCUCCUGGGGGCAUCGAGGAAAUCCCUGCUUUUAGCCCCAAAGCAACACCUCUGGAGCCCCCCAAAUCCUGCACAUACUCUCCAGCCUUCCCAAAAAUCCAAGAGGCCAGGAAGCAUUGCUGACACCAAGCUCAUCACCACCGUUCCAGGACAUGCCUGCACCUUGCUGGUGAUAUCGGGAUGUGCUGGAACAGCACUGGGACCACCAAGCCUGGCAGUAGGAUGGGCUCUGACAUCUCCAGGGGAUGGGAUCUCCAAAGAUCCAGGGACUGCAUCUCCCAGAGAUGACAUCUGCCUCCUCUUCGGGGCCAACCCGGGCACCAGCAUUGCCCACCCUGGGGGAGGUUUGGGAGGUGGAAGGAGCUCAAAAAAGGGCAAAAAAGAAAAAAAAGGCAAAAAGCAGAAAGCUAA
Messenger RNA from Haemorhous mexicanus (house finch), 1589 nucleotides. It is a transcript of the gene LRRC55, whose product is annotated as leucine rich repeat containing 55. The record is from RefSeq and is a predicted model, not a curated record. Gene Ontology annotation, molecular function: transmembrane transporter binding; voltage-gated potassium channel activity; potassium channel activator activity. The transcript has 2 exons. NCBI's taxonomy places the organism in Eukaryota, Metazoa, Chordata, Aves, Passeriformes, Fringillidae. Gene Ontology annotation, cellular component: voltage-gated potassium channel complex. The coding region runs from base 1 to 846 and encodes 281 amino acids.